This is a messenger RNA of Centropristis striata (black sea bass), 3552 nucleotides long. It is a transcript of the gene n4bp3, whose product is annotated as NEDD4 binding protein 3. The coding region runs from base 214 to 2148 and encodes 644 amino acids. Lineage: Eukaryota; Metazoa; Chordata; Actinopteri; Perciformes; Serranidae. The record is from RefSeq and is a predicted model, not a curated record. The transcript is spliced from 10 exons. Gene Ontology annotation, cellular component: cytoplasmic vesicle.
GACAGUCCCAGUGUGCGCACCGCCAGCAGGCUGAUCGUUGUCUACUGCUCCGCACCAAGUCCUGGAAAAUAUCCUGCGGAGCCACGUAAACACCGCUUCUUUCCUUAUAUAACCAACGAGAGACUAAACUGCAGCAGAGUACCAGUGCCGGUCCAAGAGAUGUCCUGCGUGCAGAAUAUGAGCACCUUACCUCCCCGUAGUACCCUGUAACCAAUGGCAACCUCAGUCCAAACUCUUCCUCUGACCCGUGGCCCCAACAAAAACUACCGUAACCCGCUGCCCCUUUCGUCCCGCUGCGGCAUGGGAAGCGUAGGCAGUCUGGUGGAGAGGCCAGAUGUGUCCCCGACCAAAGCCAGCCGUGCAGUGCCCCAGGUGAGACCCAAACAGAGCAACGGCCUCCUGAAGAAAGGCUUCACCCAGAGAGAGCUGCUCAACUACCUCAACAUUACCAGAAAAGAGCCAAAAGGAAGCGCAAGCAGUGACGGUAAGAAGGACGUUAUCCCUGGCCUCAGCUCUUCCAGCGGCCGUGAGGAGGACAGCUUAUACGCCAAGGUCUACCAUAAAGACGGCACCGAAGUAGAUUUGACAAAGAACUCACUGCCAAGUGGGGGCAAGUACGAAAAGGGUCGUUUAAGGUCUGCCUUCAAGCCGGUCACCCCAAAAAAUUUCAGCUCCAUGCAAAACCUCUUUCCCUCCUCCAAGUCGGAGGAUGUGGACCAUGGCAUUUCCAACGGCCUGCACAGAGCCUACGCCCACGUCCCCAAAGCUGUCUCCACCUCCUCCUCCUCCUCCUCGCCCUCCCGUCAUGGAGGACCGACUUCCAGUGGUAACAAGGCCCUCUCCUCGGUGCGUGGGAUGAGCCAGGAGGAUGAUAACCUGUCAGACUCGGGCCAUAACUCCAUGAGCAGCCUGCCGCCAUACCGGCCUCCCUUCCGCCCACACCUGUCUCACAUCAGUGCAUCUAUGGGCCACAUCAACACCAUUGGCUCCCUGGACCGCACCUCUCUGGGCCCCAAGGCUGUAGGACCAGGGGGCGUGGCCAUAGGAGAGAUGGCAUGCCGGAGCAUGGCAACCCUGAGCCGUCUGGCUCCAUAUGGAGGGGAGGCUCCGCCCCCUUAUGAAUGGACACUCUCCCUGUCUGUUGAGGAGGUGGUUCGGGACCUGGAGGAGCGCCUGGUGGAGAAAGAACACGAGCUGAAACAGAUGAAAAGAAACCUGGACGAGAGCGAGGGCGCCAUUGCUCAGGUGUUCGAAGGGAAACAGCGUCUGUGGGAGAAGGAGGUGGAGGAGCUGAAACGCCUGUAUGCCGCCAAGCUGCGUCAGGUUUCCCAGCAUGCCCAGCGCUCCCAGCGAAGCCUGCAGUUGCAGCUAUUCAAGGCCCAGCAGGAGAAGAACCGACUGCAAGAGGAGCUCGACAGCCUGAAUAAAGAAAAGAGCCAAGAGGCCGGAGCCAUCGCAAAGAGAACCAGUCCGACUCUGGAGGAGACGCAGUGGGAGGUUUGCCAGAAGUCGGGGGAGAUCUCCCUGUUGAAGCAGCAGCUGAGGGACUCCCAGGCGGAGGUGACCCAGAAGCUGAGUGAGAUCUUCCAGCUAAAGACGCAGCUCAGGGAGACUCGCACAAAUCUGCGCAACAGGGAGGGCCAGCUAGAAGCGCUAAAGCUAGUCCUGCAGGGGACGCAGCGCCGCAGGUCUCAGAAUGCACAUGAGGACGGGAAAGGAGCUGAGGAGAGUCCUGCAGCUGGGGCAACAGGAGGGUGCGGGGGCCCUACGGAGGAGCGUCUGCGUGCAGAGCUCCUGCUGGAGCGACGCCAGAGCGAGGCCCAGGCCAUGGCUUUUGAAGAGGAGAGGCAGACAUGGCAGACUGAAAAGGACAAGGUCAUCCGCUACCAGAAGGAGCUGCAGGCCAGCUACUUAGACAUGUACCACCGCAAUGAAGCGCUGGAGAGGGAACUGUACCUGCUGAGGGCCGGCAGAGAGCAAGGAGGAGGAGGCGGAGGAGGAGGAGAAGGAGGAGGUGGAGGAAGCAGGAAUGGGACACUGGAAAGGGAAGUGCCAGAGUUGAGGAGUGAGAGAGCGGGUGAAAAACAAGAAGACAGGCCUUCGUCUGGUUUGCCAUGGAUAGAUAGAAUUGAAUCCUCUGAAAUUUAAAUGUGAGAGACUUACCAGCAUUUGCAAUGCAAACUGUUUUCUCCCUCAAGUAUGGUUUCGACAGAAGCCCACGCCCACCAGGAGAAGAGAAAAAAUAGACUUACUGAGUUGAAAAACAUUUUUACUUACUAAGAUAAGCAUUUUAAGAAACAAGUUUUGACCAAAGUAAAAAUGAAUUUAGAUAGUAAUUAGUAUGAUUAAAUCAUUUCAAUUUAGAAUUUCUAAGUCAAAUUACUUUUUGCAUUCCUCAAACAAAAUGAUGUGUAAUUUUAAGCUAAUAUGUAGAAAUGAUCCCUUACUAAGUCUAAAUAAUGAGCCAUUUAUGUUUCCGCUUCAUUGGGGAAAACAGCCCCUUUCACAUUAAAAGGACCCUAUACAGUGUCAGUUUACAGGGCCCUGUUCAUUCCUAUGAAAGUUGGUCGUGGCGAUGAAGCCAACUUCUGUGUAUGAAACUACACAGAUCUUUCACAUCUAUGGGACUAUAGAGCAAGCAAACUAGAGACCUCCGCUGGCUGAGCUGGCUACCUCUGGUUUUGCGAUACGCUAACUUGAAUGCAGAUAAAAUUAUAUUAUCGUUGAGCUCAUUUAGACCUUUUAAAUGUUAUUGGAUCAAUUGGAUCAAAAUCUGAGCUUUUCUUACAAAAAAUGCAUCAACUGAUUCACAGAUGUCUUUUUCCAUAGGGUUUAUUCUACUUUUCUUCUUCUCCUGGCAAAACGGGUCUCAUGUCCCUUUCCUGUUCUCUGCCCAUGCACCAUCGUUGAUUGUUUGAUGCCCUGAUCCUGCAAGGACUGGACCAAUAACAUCCUACAGAACACGUAAAUACUAAGGGAAGCUGCACAGCACUGCUGUCUGUGCCUGGUCUAUCCUUGGUGAUGUGGUGUCAAUUCUGUAAAAAAAAUAUAGCCAAACACCAAGACUAUCGGGCUCAAGACUCCUGUCCAAUUAUAAACCUGUAAAUGAGAAAAUUGAUAACCUGAUUGUUUCUAUCUCGUGUUACUUUUUGGUUUGGACUGGUGUAUAGUCUUGAUAGUAACCAAAGGAAACCAAAGGGAUUUAGUGUGGCCCAGUAACAUCUGAGCAGCUGUUCAGUCCCUGCAGAAGGUUCUGUGGAUUCAGGGUUCACCUGGGUUCUGUGAGGAGAGCUGCAUCUCUGGGUUACCUAACAAGGAUUAAAGCAUUCUGGUGCCAAGGUACUAAUGCUAUGUCUUUGCCAUCAAGAAAACUGUGUACCAUACUUAAGAAAUGUUGUUUUCUUACUUCCAGCUCCUGUCAGGUGAGAUAUAUAUAUUUUGUACAUAAUGUGAUUUUGAUUUAAUCUGCCUUUUUGUCAUUGUAUUUCAAGCACACAGUUGUCUUAAAUGGGCACAAGUUUUGAUUGCAAUGAUGUAAUCAACAGAUUAAGA